UUGUUAGUGUGACACACUGAUCUGUCAGCAACAGGUCUUUAACUUUCAGUGCUUCUAAUUUAACAUUGUUUAUCGGACGUUUACAGCUUUUCGUGGUCACCACAUCUUCACAGCGUGUCUGUGGAAGAUUUCUACGACAGGCAGGUAAUAACUUCAAGCUCCGAGAAAGCUCGGAAGUUCGUGCUUUUUCUUGCCCGUGGCGAGGAGAGAGAUGGCUGCAAGCAGCAGCUGAAGACCCCACCGAGAUUUCCCUUGUCUGCCUCCGUCACCUGCAAAUAUGAGUGGUGGUACUAGUAUGUGGGCAAUCUCUCCAGCAGAGAGGAUCAAACACGACCAGACGUUUGAUACCCUCUCCCCAUCAAUGGGCUAUGUUUCAGGAGAGCAAGCAAGGAAGUUUUUCCUCCAGUCUGGGCUGCCUCCUUCAGUGUUGGCUGAAAUAUGGAGUCUUGCUGAUAUGAAUAAUGAUGGAAAGAUGGACAGGCUGGAGUUUUCCAUUGCCAUGAAGCUCAUAAAGCUAAAACUCCAAGGUACCCCUCUCCCUUCAGGGCUGCCAAUCAUCAUGAAACAGCCUCCAGUGCCUGCACCCAGCUUCAUCCCUGCCAUGUCAUCAUAUGGUAUUGGUUCUGUACCUAACCUACCUGUGAUGCCAGGGACAAACCUUUCCAUGUUGACCCCUAUGUCUAUGGGAACACCUGGACUCUCAUCUUUAACUCCAAUGACGGGGCUAACGCCUUUGGUGCCUACAGCAACUGGACUGACACCUUUAAUAGGAUCCGCAGCCACCACUCCUCUAAUGCCCACCAUGGGAAAUGCAACACUGCCAAAUGGCACCAUGGGAAUUCUCCAGCCCAUCCCAGCUGGAUCUAUGGGCUCUGGCCGACCUCUGUCUUCUUCCUACUCUCCGUCUCCACUGGGACUCACCUCUACUCCCGCUGCUGUAAACACAGGCUCAUUACUGUUGGACCUGCCAUCCAGCAGCUCCACUUCAUUGACCCCCUCCAUGCUCUCCCCCAUGGCUGUUGGGCCAAGUGACUGGGCCGUGCCACAUGCCUCCAGACUUAAAUACAGACAGCAGUUCAACAGCUUGGAUAAACAGAUGACUGGAUACCUUACUGGCCAGCAGGUCAGAGGUGCCAUGGCGACCACAAUGCUGACACAGACACAGUUGGCCUCCAUCUGGACUUUAGCUGACGUGGAUAAGGAUGGUAAACUAAAAGCUGAGGAGUUUAUUCUGGCAAUGCAUCUUGUGGACAUGGCAAAGAUGGGACAGCAGCUCCCGUUGACUUUACCAAAUGAGUUCAUACCACCCUCACAAAGGACUGCGGUAAAUGGAUCCAGCCCAUCUGUCUAUGCAUCUCUGAUUGAUGACUUCGACGUAGAUCCUCCACAGAAAUCCAAGCCUAACCCGACAUUCGAGGAUAAAUUUAAAGCCAACCUGGAACGAGGGAACGCAGAGUUGGAGAAAAGGAGACAGGCACUACAGGAGGCAGCGAGAAGGGAGCAGGAGAGGCGUGCUCAGAAAGAAAGAGAAGAAAGAGAAGAACAGGAGAGGAGAGAGCAGGAGGCCGAGGAAAGGAGGAAGAAGGAGGAGGAGCAGAGGCUGGCAAGACAAAGGGAACUGGAAAGGCAAAAAGAAGAAGAACGACAGAGAGAGAUGGAGAGAAAAGAAGCUGUACAGCGAGAGCUUGAGCGUCAGAGAAAGGAGGAGUGGGAGAAGAGGAGGCGUGGUGAGCUCCAGUUAAAGAGGGAACAGGAACACGAUGAAAUCAUGAAGUUAAAAGCCAAGAAGAAGAGUCUGGAGAUGGAGCUGGAAGCUGUGGGUAACAAGCAUCGUCAAAUAUCAGGCAGACUACGUGAUGUUCAGAAUAAAAAGAAGCUUCAGAAGACUGAGCUGGAUCUGACCAGUCAAAGAAAAGAGACACGUCAACACGACAUUUAUAAUCUACAGAAACAGCUGGAGGAUUUCCAGAGGAAAUUGUUGCAGCUAACACCAGAGCAGAAGAGACUGACUGAGAAAUUAAAACAAAUGAGCAUGAAUAACUUAACAGUGUCAGCCAUGUCCACCCUGAAGCGAAGUGUCUCAGAGAAGAAAGCAGCAUCUGUGAAACUGCGGGAGCAACAGCAAUCUCUGGAGAGAGAGUCUGCAGCUAAGACAGCUGAAAUGGACCGCUACACUAAAGACAUGAAGGAACUGCAAGAGAGCCAGAAAAAACAACAGGCGGCGCUAGAGAAACUUCGGAGCAUCAAGGAGGACAAGCGGCGUGAACUAAGUCAAAGGAAGGCACAGGAAGAGGAGCGAAGGAGGAGGGAAGAGGAGAGGAGAAGACAGGAAGAGGAGAGGAAAAGAAAAGAGGAGGAGAGGAAGCGGAGAGAGGAGGAAGAAGCUCAGAGGCUAGAAAAGGAGCGACAGUGGCAGGAGAAGUUGAGGAGGGAUGAAGAAGAGCGUCAGAGGAGACUGAAGGAGGAGAGAGAGGCCAAAAUAAGAGAGGAGGAGGAGAGGGAGAGACAGGCGCUUCUCCAGGCAGCUAAGGAAAAAGCAGAAAGAGAACACAGAGCAAAGGAGGAGGAAGAGAGGAAAAGAAGAGAGGAGGAAGAACGAAAGAGAAAAGUAGAGGAGAAGCAGAGGCAAGAGGAGAGAAGGAGACAGGAAGAGGAGAGGAGAAAGUUGGAGGAGGAGCGACGGCAGCUUGAGGAAGAAAGGAGAAAAUUGGAGGAAGAAAGGAGAAAGGAGGAAGAAAGACGAAAAGAAGAAGAGAGACGCAGGCUUGAAGAAGAAAGGAAGAAGUUAGAAGAAGAGAGGAAGAAGUUAGAGGAGAGCAAAAGAGAGCGGGAGGAAGAGGAGCGGAGACGACAUCGAGCGGCUGAGGCUGCCCUCAGAGAUGCAGAGGAGAGGAGGAAGCGAGAGGAAGAAGACAGGCAAAGGAGGGAGGAGGAGGAGAAGAGAAAGGGAGAUGAUGAAAGAAAGAAGCAUCAGCUGGAGGAGGAUAGAAGGAGGCUUGAGGAGGAGAGAAAAAGGGCAGAUGAAGAGAAGAAGAGAAAAGAUGAGAUGGAGAGGAGGAAAGCUGAGGAGGAGAGACAGAGAAAAGAGGUGACUAGUGAGAAACCGCAAGCAAGUGGAGUUGGAAAAAUAGAUAUUCAAGAGAAACUCAACUCUCUGUUGAAAGGACUGGAGGAGAGAAAAGGUGGACAACCCAGAGUGGCGCAUCACAGGAAGUCGGCAGCUCUCACUUCCUUCAAAGCGCUGUACCCGUUCACUGCACGAAACCAUGAAGAACUCAGCUUCGAUGCAGAUGAUGUCAUAGAAGUUGAUGAGACAACAGAACGGGAGGAGGGUUGGUUAUAUGGGAGCAGACAGGGGAAGUUUGGCUGGUUCCCAGAGAGCUAUGUAGAGAGAAUGACCACAUCAAAGUCGACAAACAGCACUGCUGCUCCUGUUGUGGCUCCCAAAAUACCGCUCCAGUCACAGCUUUCUCUUGCACUUGAAGCCGCUAAGGCAGCUGGGACAAAGUCUGCCUUCACACCAACACACUCUGUGAACCCUGGCCCUUCGGACACCCAAGGACAGGUUGUGGGAAAUCUGGUAGCCAAAGCUCUGUGUUCCUGGACAGCAAAGACCGACAGCCAUCUGAACUUCAAUAAGGAUGAUGUCAUUCAUGUCCUGGAGCAGCAGGAGAACUGGUGGCUGGGAGAGCUGGAUGGGAAACAGGGCUGGUUCCCCAAGACGUAUGUUACAGUGCUUGGAGAAGAAGAAUCUGCAGAUCUGAAGAACCCACAUCCUGAUGGUCCAGACUGUGGUGAUAGCCAGCAGUUUGAAGAAUAUGUGGCUUUGUACACAUAUGAGUCUCCUCAGCACGGCGAUCUAACAUUUACUGAAGGAGAUGUAAUCUUGGUGAGCCAGAAAGAAGGAGAGUGGUGGCACGGCUCUAUAGGUGACCGCACAGGAGUGUUCCCUGGCAACUACGUCAAACCUAAAGAGACAGAUACAUCAAGCACAUCUGGAAAGAAAAAGCCAGAGAUAGCGCAGGUGAUUAAGGCCCAGUCCUCCACAGGAUCAGCUCAACUGAAUUUAGUUCCUGGUCAGCUAAUUGUCAUCCUUGCCAAGAACACCUCUGGAUGGUGGCUUGGAGAACUGCAGGCACGUGGUAAAAAGCGACAGAAAGGGUGGUUUUCUUCUUCUAAUGUCAAAAUACUGGGUUCUAACAGCGGAAAGUCUACCCCGGCACCCCAACCAGUCUGUACUGUGGUGGCCAUGUAUGACUACACAGCUGCCAAUCAGGACGAGAUGAGCUUCUCCAAAGGUCAGGUCAUCAAUGUUCUAGACAAGACCAACCCUGACUGGUGGAAAGGAGAGGUCAACGGGGUCACAGGUCUCUUUCCCACCAAUUACAUUAUGAUGAGCACAUCAGAUGGUGAUCCCAGCCAGCAAUGGUGUUCAGAUCUGACCAGCCUAGACUCACUGAGUGCACAGGAAAAAAAGAGACAGGGAUACAUCCAUGAGCUGAUUGAGACUGAGGAGAGAUAUGUGGAAGACUUGCAGAUAGUACUGGAGGUUUUCCACAAGCCAAUGUCAGAGUCGGGCCGGGUGACUGAUGCAGAGAUGAAAAUGAUAUUUGUCAACUGGAAUGAACUGAUGGCCUGCAGCAAUAAACUACUUAAAGCACUGCACACCCGUAAGAAGGCCGGUGGGGACAACAUGCCAGUUCACGUAAUUGGAGAUGUCUUAGCAUCUGAGCUUGCCCACAUGCAGCCCUACAUCCACUUCUGCUCCUGCCAGAUAAAUGGAGCCUCGCUACUCCAAACCCGCACAGACAACGAGCCAGACUUCAAGGAGUUCCUCAAGAAAAUUGCCUCAAAUUACCACUGUAAAGGUAUGCCACUGUCCAGCUUCCUACUGAAGCCCAUGCAAAGAAUUACUCGCUACCCGCUGCACAUCAAAAACAUCCUGGAUUGCACUGCAGAAGGCCACGUUGACCGAGGUUCUCUGAAAGAGGCUUUGGACAGGGCAGAAGAGCUUUGUCAGCAGGUAAACGAGGCUGUAAGAGAGAAGGAGAACAGUGACAGACUGCAGUGGAUUCAGAACCAUGUGCAGUGUGACGGUGUUACUGAGCACCUCAUCUUUAACUCUCUUACCAGCUGCUUGGGCCCCAGGAAGUUGCUUCACAGUGGCAAGAUGUACAAGGCAAAGAGCAACAAGGAGCUGUGGGCGUUUCUCUUCAAUGACUUCCUGCUUUUGACUCAUUCAUCUCGACCGUUCAGCUCAUCUGGUCCUGACAAGCUUUUCAGCAACAAAAAUAACACACAGUUGAAGAUGUAUAAACCGCCUGUGUUUGUUAAAUGAAGUCCCUGGUGAGGCUGCCAGAUCCUUCAAGCGAAGAGCUGAUCUUCCAUAUCUCUCACAUCGAUAAAGUGUACAUGCUGCGUACUGAAAACAUCAACGAGAGGACAGCGUGGGUUCAGAAGAUCAAGGCUGCAUCAGAAGAGUUCGUUGAGAUCGAAAAGAAGAAAAGGGAAAA
Messenger RNA from Thalassophryne amazonica, 5513 nucleotides. RefSeq names its product intersectin 2b (gene itsn2b). Gene Ontology annotation, molecular function: protein binding; calcium ion binding; guanyl-nucleotide exchange factor activity. The coding region runs from base 278 to 5338 and encodes 1686 amino acids. Gene Ontology annotation, biological process: positive regulation of Rho protein signal transduction; intracellular signal transduction. Lineage: Eukaryota; Metazoa; Chordata; Actinopteri; Batrachoidiformes; Batrachoididae. The transcript is spliced from 37 exons. The record is from RefSeq and is a predicted model, not a curated record.